Molecule: messenger RNA, 2313 nt
Organism: Esox lucius (northern pike)
Lineage: Eukaryota; Metazoa; Chordata; Actinopteri; Esociformes; Esocidae
Gene: tbx3b
Product: T-box transcription factor 3b
Exons: 7
Coding region: 49-2028 (659 amino acids)
Biological process (GO): central nervous system development; cardiac chamber development; positive regulation of DNA-templated transcription
Cellular component (GO): nucleus
Molecular function (GO): RNA polymerase II cis-regulatory region sequence-specific DNA binding; DNA-binding transcription factor activity, RNA polymerase II-specific
Source: RefSeq, a predicted model, not a curated record
CUAAAAAGCUUGAGAAAUCGCACAGACAGUCUAGCACAAACAUUACAAAUGAAAGAAGACACCGCUUGUCCUACCUUGAGAAAAUUCACUUUCGAAUGCGAGAAAUACUUACAUCAUGAGAUGGCAUUUCAUCCGUUUUUACCAAACACUGCUUCGGUUUUCAGCUUCGACACAAUGAUGUCCCAUCAACCGUCGUUUUACCCUGCCACUGGGGUAACUUCCCAACAGUCUCUUACUUUGCCUGUAGCGCAAAGACAGCCAACGUUGGAUCCGAGCAACACCGAAACGAUCCUGUGCAUAUCCUCGUUGGAACAGCAUGCUGCAAACCCGUCUGCCACGCUCAGGCCUCCUAAAACGCUGAAGAACGAGGACGUCAUCGAGGAUGAUCCAAAAGUUCACUUGGAGGCAAAGGACCUUUGGAAACAGUUCCACAAAUUCGGCACUGAAAUGGUCAUAACCAAAUCAGGAAGGCGCAUGUUUCCACCGUUCAAAGCUAGAUGUACUGGUUUGAACAAAAGGGCGAAAUAUAUUUUGCUUAUGGACAUGGUGGCGGCCGACGACAGCAGGUACAAGUUUCACAACUCCAGUUGGAUGGUUGCAGGAAAAGCAGAUCCUGAAAUGCCAAAGCGGAUGUAUAUACACCCAGACAGCCCUGCUUCUGGGGAAGAAUGGAUGUCAAAAGUUGUCAAUUUUCACAAACUAAAAUUGACAAACAAUAUCUCGGACAAGCAUGGGUUUACGAUUCUUAACUCAAUGCACAAAUACCAGCCGAGAUUUCACAUUGUGAGGGCCAACGACAUCCUCAAACUGCCUUUUAGCACGUUCAGGACAUUUGUCUUUCCUGAGACGGAAUUUAUUGCUGUAACUGCAUAUCAGAACGAUAAGAUUACACAAUUGAAAAUCGAUAACAAUCCUUUCGCUAAGGGUUUCCGUGACACUGGCAAUGGUAGAAGAGAAAAAAGGAAACAACUAGUGAUAAAUAUACCUAUAUUGAAGUACAGUGGGACGAAAAUGCAAGAAGACGAAGACACGUCGGGUGAUUGUUUUGACGAGGCUUCACUGAAAACCGCUGGGAACUCAAAAUCAACUGAAUUCUACGAAAGUGACAACGAACGUUUUCAAGAAUUUGGAGAUGGCCAUAGCUUUGGACAAGACGUGCGAAAAAUCUCAACCACUGAAGAACUAACCCCUGACCCAAAUGUUACCACAACCCAAGACGGACUAGCAGACAGGCCAGCAACCGACUCAUUUUAUACCAGAGCUGACUCAGAUGAUCCAAAACAGGAUAAUGUGACUAUCAAAGCUGACGGCAUGACACGUUGCUUUGGAGCAAAGGCGCUCUUCCAUCAUCCCAGCGGGUUUUCCCGUUAUUAUUCAUAUCCUUUGGACACUUUGGGUGUCGCUCACCGUCUCCUACACCCUACCCUAUACAACUUCCACAGAACAACUUUCUCAAAUGUGGCAGCGGCAGCCAUGGGGCACAUGCUGGCAGCUGUAUCGUCUAGCGGAUUGUCCGAAAUGAGCACGACUGGUACCCCAGUAUCUUCUUUGGAAACAGGAUCAGGAACAUCAGGAUUAUCCUCGAACGUUCAGCAGCAUUUUAUGCCAUCUCAGGGCCUCAGGGUUUCUCCAUUUGGUGGUAUAUUCCCAUACCCCUACUCCUAUGAGGCUGCGGCGCCUGCUCUCUCCACCACGGCAUCCACAGUAAAUCGCCCAGGGCGCCCUCGUAUCCAGUUCAGACCCUACUCAAUUCCUAGUAGCGUACAAGACCACGGUUCCACGCACCCAACAUCUAUUCAUCUUAUGGUUGAUAGAGACAUUUAUUUUCACAGCACUGGAAAUAGCACCACUGCAUCCCCGUUGGACUGUAGACAUAGGCCUACGCCAGAAGUCAAUAGCGAUUUUGUGCCAAUGGGUUCUGGUGCGUCAGCAGCGAAACGAAUAACCAGCAAGGAUCGUAUGGAUCAACUUCAAUGUAUUCACCAGUUGGUCAGCGGAAUAAAUUCAUACAGAGACUUAUCUUCCUAGGGUCAUAUAUUUGACGAUUAAAAUAAGUGUCUUUACAGACCAAUGAAUGAAAAUAGAAAUGUUUGAAAUCACACCAAAAAGCGUUUUAAAAUGUGUUAUAGUGCACUGUGUAUGCAUAAUAGAUAGACCUUUUUAAAGCUAAUGUAAUAGGCAAAUGGUUGCGGUUGUGUGUUGAUGAUUCUGGAGGCUAAGUUGUUCACUGAUUGCAGAUAUGUUCGAUUACAAUAAAUCCACAAUGUUUUUACUCAGCCAAUUACUUCAACGUUUUGAACCUAUGUUAUCAAA